Molecule: messenger RNA, 678 nt
Organism: Lasiodiplodia theobromae
Lineage: Eukaryota; Fungi; Ascomycota; Dothideomycetes; Botryosphaeriales; Botryosphaeriaceae
Product: PA and RING finger domain protein
Exons: 1
Coding region: 1-678 (225 amino acids)
Source: RefSeq, a predicted model, not a curated record
AUGCCUCCCUACAGCAACCGCUUCGCGUUCCUAUACUGCGAGCUUUUCGUUAAGCCUAAAACAUAUGGCCAGGACCUUCCCGAGGAGCACCGCGAAUGCGGUAUAUGCCUCGAGACCAUCGAAGAUGCGAGCCUUGCGGUUCGCAACUGCCCGACUGCGCCCCGGCAGCACAACUUCCACCUACUCUGUCAGGUCAAGUGGCUGUCUUAUUGGCCAAGAGGAUCGGACGGUCCAAACCGUACUUGCCCUACGUGCAGCACCGAGCUGUACAGAAAGGACGACUUCCCCGUAGAACGUGCCCCUAGCGAGGAGACCGCUAGGCGCCUCGCUGAUAUCGAUAACGCCUGGGAGGAGCUGCUAACUGCAGCUACCGAGCGGUUCCCGCCUACGCCCGAGGACAAGGGCUACAUUGAUGAGCAGGCUGCUCUUCGCACGAACGAAAACAUCUACCGCGACAGCGGUGACUUCACGGUUUUCUUCGAAGGUCUACUCCUUAUUACCGUACUAGUCUACCCCGAUAGAAUCGAGACUAGACGUGCGGUUGCGUAUCUUAGAGACGAUGGAAACGAGGAAUUCCCCUUUCCCAAGGGUAAUGCCUAUCUAGAAUCGAUACGGGACCUUGAUUCGCACCUUGCUUGGGUGAACGACUUGCAAAGGGGGCUUGGCUUGACGUUCUAA